Messenger RNA from Chaetomium strumarium, 3261 nucleotides. RefSeq lists its product as uncharacterized. Lineage: Eukaryota; Fungi; Ascomycota; Sordariomycetes; Sordariales; Chaetomiaceae. Bases 1 to 3261 code for a protein of 1086 amino acids. The record is from RefSeq and is a predicted model, not a curated record. The transcript is spliced from 5 exons.
AUGAAUGAACCCGGGGCUGGUUCAGGCGCCCGCACAUCCCCCGAUGUGGAACAACAUUGCGACCAUAUCAAGAGCCCACGAUAUGAGUACUACAAACACGAGCAGGAAGAUCUACGCUCAAUAGCAAAGGAGGACAAGACAGACGAAAAACACCAUUAUUCUCCUCUCUUGCCAAGGGGGGAAUCCAGCGACCUCACGCGCGCAUACAAGCAUCAUCGGAAUCAGAUAGCAAACCGCCCACUGAGGGAAACAGGACUGCACAGGCCGAAGAGACCUGCAAAUGGAUCUCGACCAUCUCGUCCAGAGUCGCGGAGCUCUAACGUAUCAAAGCAGAGGUCCAGGUGCGGGUCGCUUGCAUCAAGUCCAAUGCUACGGCAGCGGAGGGUGGCUAUCAACCACGAGUUCACGACCGGCAUGGCUGGGAUCAUCAAUCAAUUCACACAACAGCAACACGAAGCACUUGAAGAGCAGAAGGUGAGAUAUCACAAGUAUAUCAGACGGCUCAGACAGGAACUUGCCGAACAAUCCACGCACGUUGCUCGGCAAACAUCCCAAAUUGAUGCCCAGGCCAAAGACCUCGAGGAUCUUCAUAUGUCCAAGCAGGAUCUUAUGAAGCAACUGAAAGACAUCGAAGCCAAGUUGCGGGCUUCUGAGGACCGGGCUCGAAGACUCGAGGAGAAGUACCGCACCUGCAAGACGCAUCUCAAUUCUGCAAUCCAAGAGCAGCAGGACCUCUACACUCGCUCAAAGAAGCACUGGGGCGAGGCAAUCGAGCAAAUUGACGCUCUGACACGGCAAGCUGAGGAGAAAGAAUCCGAGCUCCAGAAAGAACGCGAUUCUGUUCGUGCCCUAUCCCAGAAACUGCGGGACCUUCAAGCUACUUCGAACAACUUCGAAGCACUUGCUGCUCAGGGUACGGAGAUUCUAGCCAAGCUCGGCCAGCAGCAGGAAAAGGCAGAAGAGCAGCAUGAAAGUUCGGCAAAGACAAUCAGGGACAGGCAAGUAUUUCUUGAAUAUGGACUUGACCUCGUUACCAAUCGUCUGGAGGCGCUCUGCAGCAUCGCUUCGAGACAACCUGACGUUUUGGCCAGCAUUCGACAAGCCCAGCAUGAAUCUUUGAACGGCGUCGCGAAUAAGCUUGACAAGAUCCUAGAGUCUCGAGAUGCGGCAAGAGAUGCCACAGGCCAGUUGUCGACCAGUCUCGAGGCCCACAUGGAAAAGAUCUGGGAGCGGCUGGAUCACCAACUCGAGUCAUUGAGUAAACAGCUGGCGGAGAAAGCGGAAGAAAAUGGAAUGCUGUCGACACUGUACAGAAGAAAGGAGGCCGAAUGCGAGGAACACAGCAAGGAGCUCGCAGCCCUGAGGGAGACUACGGAAAAGCAAGCGCAACAAAUCCAUGAGCUUGACGCAAACCUCUUUGCCAUGGAUGCAGCGCAGGAUGAGAACGAGGACAAGAUUCGACGCCUGGAACGGUCGGGGGCUGAAACAAGCAAACUCAGAGAAGAACUUGAGUCUAAAGCGGCAGCGAUGGCCGAUUUGCAGAGGACACUCGACGCUAAGGAGAGAUCAUUUGCUUCCGAACUGCAGAAGUACGCUUCUAGCCUCCAGAAGCUUGCUCUGACAGUCCAGGAGAAGGAUCAGUCUCUGGGUGUCGCAACUCAACAGGCUGCGGAGACAGCCCGCCGCGAAGCUCGGAUUGAUAUGGAGAGAGCCAACGCUCAGGCUGAGAAGCUUCUCCGCGAAACACAGCAGCAACGCGAUUCGCUGGCCGUUGAGCUACAAAGUCUCAAGCAAAAGCUUCAGGAAAAGGAGUGCAACGAGUCCCGAGCUGCCUUCACCAUAUGUUCCCUGCAGGAAACCCUUUCCAAGGCAGAAGCAAAGGAACGGAUGAUUGCGCAAGACUUGGAGCAACGUUCAGCUAACCUAGAGGGACUAGAGAUAAGAUUGACAUCUAGAGUCACAGACCUAGAAGCGCAACUCAGGGCCGCCCAGGCUCGAACCGCUGAGUUGGAGGGGCAGAACCGACUUCAGCAUACACGAUUUGAAGCGCUCAUUUCCGGCCUCAAACAUUGGGCGUCCCAAGAAGCUCUCAAUACUGACGCCCUGGACUCCCUCGGAGCUUGCGACAGAAGCGAGGAGGAGAUCAGGGCAGAGGUGAUACGUGCCCUGGAACAGCUGUCUUUCUCUCCAAAAUUGCAAAGCGAAAUCCCGGGAGAGCACCUGAAUCUGCUGCUGCGCGAGAAAAACUCAGAGUCCUUUCUGAACGAGGAUAUCCAGGGCCCGCGGGUUGAUCUAAAGAGCCAGAGCAAAGCUGGUGAGUCGGCGGAGGACGCCGCCGGCAGAGUGCUAGUUAAGCAUACGGUGACGGACGAGAAUGCCGCGGAGGGUACGUCUGCUGAGAAUGACCCGCUCCCAUACGCAUCGACACUACAUCACGUGAGACGUGUUAUCGUUCGCAGCCCAGCAAGUGUUCCGAAUGAACCAAUUCCCCCCUCGAUCGACCAGGAGAAGGUCCGGAGGAGAGGGGCUUUGCAGCCAAGGUCUAUCAUGAAGCGUGCCACCAGAAGCGCAUCCAGAGAACUGGACACUGUUACGGGGCCCGGAGUGUUCAAACGAAAACACGACGAGUACUUCACGGAAGGGACCACCCCCGAUCACCCAGGACGCGAGCAGAUGAAGACUGAGGCCGUUCCGGUUUGGGAUGCUGAGCCCACUGAAAGCGCAUCGGCAGAGGCAAGGCGACGUAGCAGACGGAGACGGCCAGAAACUGCAACAUCCAAUGGAUCUAUUGGACACUCGCACAGCUUGAAGCAAGCGGAAGGAGGAGGAUUACCCGGAUCGGGUGAAGAACCGACGGCAAACCGUCAGCUCCAAGUUCCGCUGCAGCAUGGAGGCGAGGAGGGUUACCAUCAGCAGCGCCACACUUUCGCCAACGGCUCCCAGAACAUCGAGGCCAGAACGACUCGCAGUUCUAGGGGAAAUCCAGCCGUUGGACCACCGGGCUCGCAUAGGACCUCCUCGGCCAACACAGGCCGAGCUCUGGCCACAAGACCGGCGAAUGUACGGACAUAUGGCACAAGGAAGGCGGAGAGAGGCCUUGUGACUGCUGCUGGAAAACCCGAUCCCCAAGGUGCAUUGCGGUCACAGUCACCAUCGCAAUCUAGGUACUGGCCACGGCGGAAGGAAGAGUCCCAGGACACAAUCACUUUCUCUCAGGGUGUUAAUGCCGAUGAGAACCUGCUUCUUUCCCUCCGGGAUUGA